Molecule: messenger RNA, 459 nt
Organism: Daldinia vernicosa
Lineage: Eukaryota; Fungi; Ascomycota; Sordariomycetes; Xylariales; Hypoxylaceae
Exons: 1
Coding region: 1-459 (152 amino acids)
Source: RefSeq, a predicted model, not a curated record
AUGGCAGACUCUCGGCGUUAUCGCAGCAGGAGGACUUACUACACACUCAAGAACCAAAUCCCUUCCAGGAGAUCUGCCGUGACAAAUUAUUCCCCCAUGGCCCCCGGACAAUUCUCAAACUCACGGCGCUGGUUCUUUCUCAUAGUACUUAUCGUGGCCUCGACGCUCCGUCUUCUACGCGACCUCGAUUCUAUCGCUCAAACGCCCCGUGAUAGAAAGGAUCUAGGCGCCCUAUAUUUUCUAUUUAUUAUGUUUUCAUUCUUUGUGGUGGCCAUUGAUAAUUUCAUUGAAAUAACGCCCGAAGACCAACACGCAACCGCCAGUCCUACUCAACCUCAACUGGCGGGCAUUUUCGCCAUAUGUGUGUAUAUAUUCUGCACUCCUUUUACCCCGUCUGCUUCAUGGAUGCAUGGUGCUCUCUGGUGGUUCUGGGCCGCAUAUUUUGUCGCAAGAUGGUGA